Messenger RNA from Colletotrichum karsti, 1596 nucleotides. Its product is annotated as aldehyde dehydrogenase 3b1. The record is from RefSeq and is a predicted model, not a curated record. Lineage: Eukaryota; Fungi; Ascomycota; Sordariomycetes; Glomerellales; Glomerellaceae. Gene Ontology annotation, biological process: aldehyde metabolic process. Gene Ontology annotation, molecular function: aldehyde dehydrogenase (NAD+) activity. The transcript is spliced from 2 exons. Gene Ontology annotation, cellular component: cytoplasm. Bases 1 to 1596 code for a protein of 531 amino acids.
AUGUCGCUCUCAGCAGACGUCAAGAUCCCGGAGUUCACUCACACGUCCACCGACGACAUCUACCGCCUCACCGACACCCUGCGCGCCACUUUCCGCUCCAACAAGACCAAGGACCUCAAGUGGCGUACUCUCCAGCUUCGGAAGCUCUACUGGGCCAUCAAGGACUUCUCCCCCCAGCUUUGCGAUGCCCUGCGCAAAGAUCUGAGGAAGUGCAAGCAUGAGGCCCUUCUCUCCGAAGUCGAGUGGGCCGCCAAUGACUGUCUCUACAUGAUCAAGAACCUCGAGAAGUUUGCCAAGGAAGAGACUUGCGAGGAUGUGCCGCUCACCUACGCCGCCCUGAAGCCGCGCAUCCGCAAGGAGCCUCUCGGAAUGGCUCUUGUCAUCGGCGCCUUCAACUUCCCCGUCCAGCUGACACUCCUGCCCAUCAUCGGUGCCAUCUCCGCCGGCUGCACCGCUGUUCUGAAGCCCUCGGAGAGCGCCCCGGCUACCGCCAUGGUUCUCGUCAAGAUCUUCGAGGCCGCCCUCGACCCCAAGGCCUACCAGGUCGUUAAUGGCGCCGUCAAGGAGACCCAGGCUCUCCUCGAUGUGAAGUGGGACAAGAUCAUGUACACCGGUAGCACCGCCGUUGGCAAGAUCAUCGCUAAGAAGGCCGCCGAGACCCUCACUCCCGUCACCCUCGAAUUGGGUGGUCUCAACCCUGCCUUCGUCACCAAGAACGCCAACGUCAAGCUGGCCGCCCGCCGUCUCAUGUGGUCCAAGUGUCUCAAUGCCGGCCAGGUCUGCAUUUCCCAGAACUACAUUUUGGCCGACCGCGCUAUCGUCGAGCCUCUUAUCCAGGGCCUGAACGCCACUUACAAGGAGUUCUUCCCCAGCGGCGCCAAGAACAGCCCAGACUUCUCCCGCAUUGUCAACAAGAAGUCAUUCCAGCGCAUCAAGAAGAUGCUCGACGAGACCAACGGCAAGAUUGUCAUGGGUGGCGGUUUGGAUGAGGACCAGCUCUUCAUUGAGCCUACUGCGGUCCUCGUCGACUCCAUGCUCGAUUCCGUGAUGAAGGAGGAGUCUUUCGGCCCCGUUUUCGCCAUCAUGCCGUACGAUACGCUCGACGAUGCGAUCAACAUCGCCAACCAGGUGUACAGGACGCCUCUGGCGCUUUUCACAUUCGGAAGCGACGCGGAGAACGAGAGAAUUCUCAACGAGGUCACUUCUGGCGGUGCUACCAAGAACGACGCCUUCUUCCACGCAUCCAUCUCGACUGUUCCCUUCGGUGGUGUUGGUGAGUCCGGCACUGGUAACUACCGCGGUCGGGCGUCGUUCGAAAUGUUCACCCACCGCCGUUCUGUCGCCCAGACGCCGUCAUGGCUCGAGAAAUUCAUUCGCGUGCGCUACAUGCCGUACUCUCCCAAGGAGCUUGCUCGCCUGUCUGGCAUGACCGCCUCCAAGCCUGACUUCGACCGCAACGGCGUCCAGGUUCGCGGUCUGGGAUACUGGCUGAGUUUCGUUGCUGGUCUCGGUGCGAAAGGUGCUAAAGGUGCGUUGUUGAGAUGGCUAGUGGCCUUGGUAAGUAUGUACACCCUAACCCAGCGAAGGAAUCAUUAG